AUGGCUGAGAGUCUAGAACAUGUUCGCCACUUUGCGGGUUUACCUUCUGAAUCAGCACCUAAGCCCUACAAAGUGAUUCGACCAAGGCAUGUUCCUGCUAUUCCAACAAACAUCCGGGAUUUGAAGGCUGUAACACGGGGUGUUACAGUCCCCCCGGCUGAUCAUAAUGAGUCUCUAUUAGUGGCAGAGACAGCUCACCCAGAUUCCACAACCUUCAAAAUUAGAGAAGUUACCAAGCUUCUGGCCUCAUGCACUGUACAUGGGUCUGAGACCGGCAAUUAUGUGUCACCAAGUCCCACAAAGAGCUCACCAGUAAGAGAAACUCGGAAGUCCAAGACAAAGGGGGUUCCAGAGAAAGUUACUGUAGGUACUAGUGAUGAGCCUACAGAGUCUACUCAGCCAGAGAAGAAAAGAAGAUCGGUUGAAUCUGAGAAAGCUGAAAGUGAUCCACCUAUCAGAAAAGUAUUCAAGAACCUGCGAUUGUCUGUUAAAGGUAAAGCUCCUGCAGUUGUUCCAUCAACAAAAGGCAGGAAAAUAAAAGUUGUUACAAAGCCAAGAGGUAGAAGUGUUACCCCUGAUGUACAAAAUGCUCCUUUUGAACCUCCGGGGAGUCCUGAUACUUCUGUCUACAAGCCACGGUUUGUCUCUGAUGUUGCUCAAGACAAAUGGCAUACGAUGACAGUCACAUCUGUAUGUGCCUAUUCCAAGUUGCUCACAUAUGAGUUUUACUGCAACCUGAACGAAGAAAUUGAUGAUCUGACGAGCAAGAGGUGUACACAAAUCUUCAUUCGAGGUAAUUGGUAUGUGUUUGGUCCUGAUGUGAUCAACCAGUAUUAUGGUUUGAAAACUGUUGAUAAAGAUGAGAUUACUGACUGGGAUCCAGUUGCUAAGACCCUCACUGGAAGAGUGGCAUCUGAAUGGCCAACAGUCAGUAAGCCUCUAGCUGCACUCCUAUUUCGAGUUGGCACCAAGAUGACCGUUGAUAUAGGGAAAUGGAUCUUCUCUCAUUUCCCCACCUUGAUUCAUCCCAAAGAACAAAAGGUUAAGCUCCCUUAUCCCAAUCUUAUUUUUGGUGUGCUAACAUCCCAGCUCAACGUGGCUCGCACAGAGCUGGCGACUGACUUACUCCGAAUGAGCCUUUCUGAGUCUGCUGCUGGUGAAGCUUUAAAGUCUGACAGUGGAGGUCCCUCUAAUGCUUAG
Molecule: messenger RNA, 1200 nt
Organism: Ipomoea nil (Japanese morning glory)
Lineage: Eukaryota; Viridiplantae; Streptophyta; Magnoliopsida; Solanales; Convolvulaceae
Exons: 5
Coding region: 1-1200 (399 amino acids)
Source: RefSeq, a predicted model, not a curated record